Brachypodium distachyon (stiff brome) is the source of this 1621-nucleotide messenger RNA. RefSeq names its product zinc finger transcription factor YY1. NCBI's taxonomy places the organism in Eukaryota, Viridiplantae, Streptophyta, Magnoliopsida, Poales, Poaceae. Gene Ontology annotation, cellular component: transcription regulator complex; PcG protein complex. The coding region runs from base 150 to 1325 and encodes 391 amino acids. The transcript has 6 exons. The record is from RefSeq and is a predicted model, not a curated record. Gene Ontology annotation, molecular function: DNA-binding transcription factor activity, RNA polymerase II-specific; RNA polymerase II cis-regulatory region sequence-specific DNA binding. Gene Ontology annotation, biological process: regulation of transcription by RNA polymerase II.
CUGGAAAAAAAAAGGGAGCAGCUCGAGCUCGAACGAGCAGUCGAAGUGAAAGGCUGAAAACAGCGGGGCGGGGAAGAAGGAAACAAGAACCCUAGACAAAGGAGACGGGAAGAACUCACCCGGCGGCGCACGGAGAGAGGGAGGGAGAGAUGGAGUACGCGGCGGCGGGGUCCGGCGGCUACUACUACCACCAGCCGUCGCACCCGCAGCAGCCGCAGACGCUCCGCCGCCGUCCGCGCCCCGCCGCCCGCUGGGUCAAGCAGUGGAUCCCGCAGGAUCUCGCCUCCCCCGGUGCCAAGUGCGCCCUCUUCAAGUGGGUCAGAGAGGAUGUGUACAGAAAUUUGAAGGAGAAUCCGAACGGGCCGGAGCCGGAGACACAGGCUCGCAAGCCUGAGCCGGCAACGGAGAUCCUUUUCCUCUGCAGCUAUGAGAACUGUGGCAAGACCUUUGUCGACGUGGCUGCCUUGCGGAAGCACGCCCACGUACACGGCGAGAGGCAGUACAUUUGUCCGGAGCCAGGCUGUGGGAAGAAAUUUGUUGAUAGCUCCAAGUUGAAGAGGCACAAUCUUACUCACACAGGACAAAAGGAUUUUAUUUGCCCACAUCCAGGCUGUGGUAAGGCCUUCUCAUUGGAUUUUAAUUUACGUGCGCACCUCAAAACACAUGCUUUGGAAAAUUAUCAUGUAUGCCCAUUCCCAGCAUGUGGCAAAAGAUUUACAAGUGACUACAAAUUAAAAUGCCAUGUGAAGGCACACGAAAAGACUGGAUCUCCUGUUGCAGUGCAACAUACGCCACCAGCAGAAAAUCCGCAAAACACCAUAAAGCCUUCCACACAAGCAGCGCCAAAGCCUUCCCCGCCAGUACCAGCAACCUUUUCUGCCGAUCGCCCGUAUGUCUGCCCCUACGAAGGCUGCGGGAAAGCCUACAUCCAUGGUUACAAGCUGAACCUCCAUUUCAAGACCCAGCAUCCCGAGCACAGCCAAGAAGAGAGCGGCAGGCUCCCCGCACCUCCAGGCGAGUAUGCCGCCAAUCAGUACAGCUACGCUGAGGUCGGCGAGCACCACGCGCCGAACCCAAAACGGAGCAAGACGAACCCAGCGCACAAGGCCGUCCCUCCAUCGAAACCCUACAACGUCAAGAUCUCCAGCAGGAUGAGUGCCGAUACCAGCGGCGCCAAGAACCAGUGGCCAGGCAAGGGCAUGUACGACGACGACAGCGAAGAGACCGAAGAAGACCACGGUGGUAACAAGAACAACGUCGAAGAGGGCUGGAGGUACGGGAACCAGAACGCCGAUGACGAGGAAACAGAAGAAGAUGAAAGCUGACCGAGCGCUUGUCUUUUCCCCCCUUUUACUAACAUCCCUGCUGCUGGAGCGUGCGCUGUAGGUAGAUUAUAGGCUUAGUGGUGAUGCUCUACUCUGCUUCCUUUUAGUGAUUCUCUCGGUUUUAUGCUGUAAAACUAGCAAUGGAUCGAAAUGAUGGCCGGUGCUUUUCUUAGUAGCAGUAGAAAUUAGAUGGCGCGGAUAUGAAAAGACGGUUUACUGAUGUGUUUUGGUCAUUUUUGUUUGAGAUAUCGUCCAUUUAAUUAUGUGAUAUGUCUACAUUCCUUUUCCCACUCUCA